CACGAGAGCAAUCCGCGUAUUUGUGUGUCGUAUAGGCCAGGGAUGUGAGCGAGGGGCGACGAUAAUGGGGAAUAACCGGGACCCCGGUGCUCUGGAGUGGACACAACGACUGGACGGUGAUCAUAAAGGGGGUUAACGUGAAGGUCAGCCAUCUCUAGAGUGUUCAAAAACAGAUUGAUGGAUUUUAUUGGGCUAAAUGAUAGAUUGAUUGUCACUGGAGACGCUGAGGCAAGACAGUGAUUAGAGCUGCUCAUAUAACCAUACUGGAAACGAUUUACCCAUUUCAAUGGCGUUACCAUCGACCCAGAGCAAAACAGGUCACCCGGACCCAGGACUAACGCGGGUUCACCGGGUGUGAAGCGCUCAAUCUGUCGUUUUUCCGGCGAUGUCCGCGUCUUGCCUCGACCUGCGCAGCGCGAUUUCAGCACCACCGCAGCUGGACAGCGACCGCAUGGAACUCGCGCUCGAUCCCGGCCGUCAAAGCUCGCCAGACACCGGGGAAUAUCAGACCCUCACGCUGAUACACACCGCGCCCGGGGGGCUCGGCAUGGCUUUGGAGGAGGAGCUGGCCAUGCUCACCGGGGAACGGGAGGACGAUCUGGAGGUAUCCGCCUCAGAGACACCUGUGAGCGGACAGGACUCUGAUCUACUGUCGCUCUUCCGGCAGAAAGAAAAGGACUUGGUCCUCGCUGCUAAACUGGGGAAAGCUCUACUUGAAAGAAACCAAGACCUCACAAAGCAAUAUGACAGAAUUACCAAGGAUUUAAACGACAAACUGGAGCUCCUGGAGCAGGAGAAACAUGAGCUGCGUCGUCGUUUGGAGAGUCGCGAGGGGGAAUGGGAAGGCCGGGUGGCGGAACUGGAGACAGAUGUGCAACACCUGCAGGGGGAGCUGGAGAGACAUCAGGUGCAGCUGCGUGAGGCCGACCGGGACAAGAGCCGGGCCAUCAGCGAGCUGUCAGAACAGAACCAUCGGCUGCUGGAGCAGCUCAGCAGGGCCGCCGAGGUGGAGAAACAGUUGUCUACUCAGGUUCAUUCUUUACGGGAUGAUUUCAAAGAGAAAAGCAUCUCCACCAACCAGCACAUGACGCGCCUCGAGACCCUACAGGCCGAGCAAAGGCUUGAAAUUCAGAUGUUGUCGGAGCGUAAGCAGGAACUGGAGAGACGUGUGACCGCCAUGCUGGAGGAGAACGAGCAGAUGCAGAACACGGUGGACGAGCUGAGAGAGCGAACGCUGGUGCUGGAGAAACAGUGUCACGAGAAGGACUUGCAGCUGCGGCAGAGCCAGCUGGAGCUGCAGGAGGUGCGCGUGUCCCACAGGAACCUGAGCGCUCGCGUGGAGGAGCUGACGGAGGAACACAGUCUCCAGGGCUUCAGUCCCAACCCACACAGUCUUCUCUGUGAGAUCGAGCAGAGCAUGGAGCAGGAGGAGCUGGAGCAGGAGAGAGAGCAGCUCCGGCUGCAGCUGUGGGAGGCUUACUGUCAGGUGCGGUCCAUCUGCUCACAGCUCAGAGGAAGUGACAUCACAGACUCCGCCUUAUCCACAGACUCCUCCAUGGAUGAGUCCUCGGAGACGUUGUCGGCAAAAGACGUCCCCGUGGGUGGUUUGCCCGCUAAUCUUCUGGAGCUGCGCAGACUCACACAAAACCUGCUGGACGGCAAUGAAUCUACGGGUUCACGGCGCAGUGACGAGGAGGUUCUAGAAGAGCAGGUUCGUAAAUUGAGCGAGGAGCUGCGAGAACUCAGAGAACUUUUCGAACAGGAGCAGGAAAAAACACACAAAAGCCAGGAGGAGGCGCUACAGCUCCAUAAUCAGGUGGCGCUGCUCUCGGUGGAAGUUUCUUCUUCAAGGGAAGAGAACGAGAGGUUGAGAGCGAUGGCGGAAGUCCACGAACCCAGCGAGCGGUUACAGAGUGCGAUUCGAGACAGAGAUGAAGCCAUUACCAAGAAGAAAGCCGUGGAGAUGGAGCUGGCGAAGUGUAAGAUAGACAUCAUGUCUUUGAACAGUCAGCUGUUGGAUGCGAUACAGCAGAAACUCAACCUGUCUCAGCAGUUAGAAGCCUGGCAGGAUGAUAUGCACAGAGUUAUCGAUCAACAACUGAUGGAUAAACACCAGGAGGAGUGGAAGGAUCCUCCUUUCUCCUUCAGCGGGUCGCGAGGAGGAGCCGCCUCUUCCAGAAGAGGCCAUCGCCUCUCGGACAGAGACAAGCGCCUCUUUUCAUUCUUCAAGAAGAACUGAGAUUCUCUGAAGACAUGGAGGAAGACAGUGAGGAAGGGUACAACAAACGAAAGAUAGAAUCAGUGCUUCUCAACCGGUGCUGCUCAUUUAUCGUACAAACCUAAAAAAAAACAAAA
Messenger RNA from Pimephales promelas (fathead minnow), 2355 nucleotides. It is a transcript of the gene bicdl1, whose product is annotated as BICD family like cargo adaptor 1. Gene Ontology annotation, biological process: vesicle transport along microtubule; Golgi to secretory granule transport. The record is from RefSeq and is a predicted model, not a curated record. Lineage: Eukaryota; Metazoa; Chordata; Actinopteri; Cypriniformes; Leuciscidae.